Messenger RNA from Plectropomus leopardus (leopard coralgrouper), 1050 nucleotides. RefSeq names its product synaptophysin-like 2b (gene sypl2b). NCBI's taxonomy places the organism in Eukaryota, Metazoa, Chordata, Actinopteri, Perciformes, Serranidae. The record is from RefSeq and is a predicted model, not a curated record. Gene Ontology annotation, cellular component: synaptic vesicle; synaptic vesicle membrane.
GUCUCAACGUCAGUGGUCACGUGUCAUCUACUACGAUUCGCUGAAGUUGGAGAAAAGUUUGACAAUCCUGCAGCAGCACCGAAGAUCCUCGAGAAACAGAGACCUGCUCAACUAAAGACCCGGGAAAACACACACACACACACACACACACACACAUUACAAACACUUCUUUAUCUCGGACUCACGAUGGACUCCGUCACCCAGAAAGUGCUUUCUUCCGGAUUCAAUCUUGACUUGGGACCACUGAAAGAGCCGUUGGCAUUCAUCCGGGUGCUGGAGUGGGUGUUCGCCAUAUUUGCCUUUGCGACAACUGGAGGCUACAGCGGCACUACCAGCAUCAACAUCACGUGCCAAGGAGGUCUAAACCAAGAGAUAACUGCAGAGUUUAACUAUCCGUUCAGGUUGAUGCAGCAUCCUUACACUGUUCCUGACUGCAAUGUCAAUAAAACUACCUCUACGAGCUACCUGACUGGAGACCACACAUCAUCUGCACAGUUUUACGUCUGUAUCGGAGUGUUGGCCUUUCUCUACAGCACUGCCACGCUCGUCCUCUAUUUGGGCUAUCAGCACUUAUACAGAGAAUCCAGCCGUGGCCCCACUUUGGACCUGUUGGUGACUGCAGCCUUGGCCUUCAUGUGGUUGGCAUCAUCCUCUGCUUGGGCUAAAGGCUUGUCCGAUGUGAAGUGGGCCACCAGUCCUGUAACCCUUGUAAGUCAGAACAAGGUUUGCGGUUCUGUCAACAAGUGCAGCCCAGGUGCUAUGCCUCACAUGGGCCGACUAAAUGCCUCUGUGAUUUUUGGGUUUCUUAACCUCAUCCUGUGGGGCGGCAACUGCUGGUUCAUUUACAAGGAAACACCUUUCCACAAAUCAGCCAGCCAGCCUGCAGAUGUGAACGAGGGAGUCAGGCCAUCGUAACUGCACAGCUUCCUCAUUUCAGAGUCGUCUAACAUGUAGUGGUAUUGAAUGAAUCAUUUUGGUACUAAUUUUUUUUUGUUUGUUUGUUUAAAUACUGAUGAUUACAAGAUUUCCAAAAAAGACUGAACCUUCUUU